AUACACCCCUUAUAAAUAAGAAUUUGUGAAUGCUCAUAUUAAGAUUUGAUCAGUAAAAUGCGGUACACGACUUUGACAAAAUAAUUGCUAUCCCUCAUAAUAAGUUUUGAUCAGUAAAACACGGAGUAAUAUUGUUUUAAUUAAUACACAAAUUCAUUUUUCUUUUUAUUAAUUCUUGGUUAUAGUUUAUAAUACCUUAUGACUCAUUAAAACAAAAAAUCUCUACAUAUUGUUGAUUUCCAUCAAUCCCUGGUCAUCUCAUUAAGGGUAUGUGAUCUAUUGGAGAAAUGAACCCCGUUGAAAGAAAGUGCGUCCUUUCAGUUCCUAAUGAUCUGGUACAGGACAUCCUGUCAAGGCUGGGAGUUAAAGACUUAUUGCGAUUGAGGUGUAUAAAUAAAGAAUGGCGUACAUUCAUCGACGAUACUAACUUCAUCAGGAAGCACUACGAUGCUCAACAUUCCAUUUGCAAAGGCAAAGGCAAUGGCAACAUGCCUCACUUUGUGUAUAAUGGAGGUGAUUCAGAAACAUUUUGCCUUGUUUAUGUACAACAAGGAGAAAUGAUUACUUUGAAUUUGAAUGCUGAUCUAGAGCGUGAUAGUAAAGAUGUGGUUGUGGAUGAUCGAGAUCGAGAUCGAGAUCGAUAUGAUAUUAUCUCAGAUGGUUGUGUGAAUGGCAUUAUUUGCCUUAACUGGAAGCACAGGGACACCGAAUUGAACAAUUUCUUAAGCUUGUGGAAUCCAGCCACUAGAGAAUUUAAAGCUAUUGCGUAUCCAAAUAUGCCACCUCUCAUCCAAAGAAGUCAUUUUGAAGUUUAUGGAUUUGGGUUUGAUCCAUUAUCUAAUGAUUUCAAGAUUCUGGGAUUAUAUAGUAUUACUGAAUUUAGUUGUUACUAUGAAAUGUAUUCGUUACAAAAUAAUUGUUGGAAGAGGCUUAGAGAACCGAAAGCCGAUAUUGGCGGUAUUCCAAUGCCCACAACGGAUGGAUACUUAAAUGGUGUCUAUUAUUGGACUGCAGAAAUAAGUGGAGGACAUUUGGUGAUUGUAUCUCUUAAUUUUAGUACCGAGGUUUUUGAGGUGUCUGAUCCACCACAGGAUGCUGUUUCCCUUCACGCGUCUCAGAUUUAUCCAUCGCAAACAACCAUUACACUGUACAAGGAAUGUCUUGCAUUAGCAAUUAGCCAUACGGUUCAGGAAGAGGCUUUAUUAUAUAGCAUUGAUAUAUGGGUUGUAACUCGAUUUGAUGAUUGUGGAGUCCCAUUGUCAUGGCAACACUUGUUUACUGUCGAACCAGUUCAUGCCAAUUCAGGUCUACAGUUAGCUGCAUCACGAUUAGACGGUCAUCUUCUGAUCAGCUCUCUGUUUCCAAGUGAAGAUUGUGCAAGUGAUCAAGAUAGCGAAUGCUGGCUUUAUAAUCCCUCAACCACCAAGUACACAAAAUUGGAAACAGACUUUUGCACUUGGUUUAGAUAUUUGGAGAGUUUGUUUCCGUUAUCAAAGAGGUUAGACCAGGUCUGAGAGUGCUUUAAUAUUUUCAGUGGUUGCCUGGUUGGUGUUGGUCACCUAGGAACUCUUGUAAGUCGUAACAAAUAAUAACUUUCCUACUUGUAGUAUCACGUACUCGGAUUUUCAAACAACGUACUCUUGCAAUAAAAUAAUAACAUUCCUUG
Molecule: messenger RNA, 1666 nt
Organism: Spinacia oleracea (spinach)
Lineage: Eukaryota; Viridiplantae; Streptophyta; Magnoliopsida; Caryophyllales; Amaranthaceae
Product: putative F-box protein At3g16210
Exons: 2
Coding region: 288-1514 (408 amino acids)
Molecular function (GO): protein binding
Source: RefSeq, a predicted model, not a curated record